AUGGUCCUCCAAUCCCCGCCCCGCCGCAACAAGAAGUCUUCCGCCACCCACCCCCCGCCCAGCUCCUUCCACGUCCUGCCCCUCCUCGAAUCCUCCAGCCCCUCUCCCAACAACCAUCCUCGCUCGCGCUUCGAAGUCAGGUCCCUGCAGGUCUGCGAUAUCGAGAAAGUCAAGGAACUCCAUUGUGCAACGCUACCGGUGACCUAUCCGAGCAGCUUCUUCUACAGUCUGUUGGGGAGUGAUCCGAGCGAGAAGAUCAGUCUGGUAGCCACGCUUCCGUCGACGAGUGUGCAAGGCUACUUCGACCUCCUGAGCACCCACCAUCCCUCAUCGAUGCCGCUCGCGGGCAGCCCGGCCCACCACCAUGGCCAUCUGGCCCCACACCACGUCACCUCGCCCCUCUCCGGCCGCAAGCCGAUCUCGCUCGAUGUCGUCGGCUCCAUCUCCGCCCGGCUCGCCUCCCCCCCCGCGCCCUCCGUCCGCAUCCUCACCCUCUGCGUCAGCCCGGCCUACCGCAGGUUCGGCGUCGGCAGGCUGCUCCUCGACGCCCUCCUCAAGCAGAUCCGGGCCCGCUUCGCCAGACUCGCCGCCCUCGCUACCCCCCAAGCCCCCCCCAAGAUCCCCGUCAACCUCCACGUCCAGGCCUCCAACAGGGUCGCACACGCCUUCUACACCAGCGCGGGCUUCGUGGCCGUCUGCUUCAAACAGGCCUACUACUCCGACAACCCCCUCAAACCCCUCGAUCCCGCACUCAAACACCCCUCCCGCAAACCCUCCAUCCUACACCCUCCCCCUCCUGUGCCCCAGAAUACCAGCCUGGAGACGCCCCACCCUUCGGCACCGGACGAUAGUGACUCUGAAACUGACGAUAUCGACGCCUGGUUCUUGGAACUGUCUAUCGACUCCUCUUGA
This is a messenger RNA of Puccinia triticina, 912 nucleotides long. RefSeq lists its product as uncharacterized. Gene Ontology annotation, molecular function: acyltransferase activity, transferring groups other than amino-acyl groups. The record is from RefSeq and is a predicted model, not a curated record. The transcript has 2 exons. Bases 1 to 912 code for a protein of 303 amino acids. Gene Ontology annotation, cellular component: NatA complex. Lineage: Eukaryota; Fungi; Basidiomycota; Pucciniomycetes; Pucciniales; Pucciniaceae. Gene Ontology annotation, biological process: mitotic sister chromatid cohesion.